Magnolia sinica is the source of this 1362-nucleotide messenger RNA. Its product is annotated as caffeic acid 3-O-methyltransferase-like. Gene Ontology annotation, molecular function: O-methyltransferase activity; protein dimerization activity; S-adenosylmethionine-dependent methyltransferase activity. Gene Ontology annotation, biological process: methylation. Lineage: Eukaryota; Viridiplantae; Streptophyta; Magnoliopsida; Magnoliales; Magnoliaceae. The record is from RefSeq and is a predicted model, not a curated record. The transcript is spliced from 4 exons. The coding region runs from base 130 to 1212 and encodes 360 amino acids.
UCUUUGAAGAAGAGGCGCGCUAAGGUGGGCGGUAGGUGAACAUGGACUUCCAUAUAUACUGAGUUCGGAUGCAGUUGCAUCGUACUCGCAUUUCAGUCUCAUACCACAUACGCUAACCAAAUAACAGUCAUGGCUUCGCCUCUCAGCCAACCCAAAACGUCCGACGAAGACGAGCAAUGCCUGUUUGCCAUGCAACUUGCAAGCGCCUCUGUCUUACCCAUGGCCUUGAAGGCAGCGUUAGAGCUGGACGUGCUAGAGAUCAUAGCCGAAGCUGGCCCAGGGGCCCACCUCUCACCGUCGGAGAUCGCCGCUCAUCUCCCCACAGAGAAUCCAGAGGCCCCCGUCAUGCUCGAUCGUAUCCUUCGACUCUUGGCCAGCUACUGCAUUCUUGCUUGCUCCGUCGUCACGCUCGACGAUGGCCGGGUCGAAAGACGCUACGGUCUGGCACCUGUUUGCAAUUUCCUCGUUCGGAAUCGAGAAGGUGUCUCGAUCGCACCUUUGGUGCUUAUGAACCAAGAUAAGGUCCUCAUGGAAAGCUGGUACCACUUGAAAGAGGCGGUUCUCGAUGGUGGAAUCCCCUUCAACAAGGCUUAUGGGAUGACUGCAUUUGAGUACCAUGGCACGGACCCGAGAUUCAAUAAGGUUUUCAACCGAGGAAUGUCAGAUCACUCCACCUUAACCAUGAAGAGGAUUCUAGAUGCAUACAAAGGGUUUGAAGGAUUGAAGAGUGUGGUCGAUGUUGGAGGAGGUGUUGGGGCAACCCUCAACAUGAUCAUCUCUAAGUAUCCCCAAAUUAAAGGAAUUAAUUUUGAUUUGCCUCAUGUGGUCGCAGAUGCACCAGAUUAUUCUGGUGUGGAGCAUGUUGGGGGAGAUAUGUUUGUUAGCGUCCCGAGUGGGGAAGCCAUUUUCAUGAAGUGGAUACUUCAUGACUGGAGUGAUCAUCAUUGCUUGAAACUUCUGAAGAAUUGCUACAAGGUGUUGCCUGACUCUGGGAAGGUUAUCAUUGUUGAAUCAAUUCUUCCAGUCGUUCCAGAGACUAAUCUAGCCGCUAAUUGUGUCAUCCAGCAAGACUUGGUCAUGCUGGCCCACAAUCCUGGAGGCAAAGAGAGGGUCGAAAACGAGUUCGAGGCUCUAGCAAACGGAGCUGGGUUCACCGGUUUUAAAGUCUUGUGCUGUGCUUAUAACUCUUGGGUCAUGGAAUUCCACAAAUAGAUGUGUUUUAGCUGAGGCACUCCAUUUUCACUGUAUUUGAGAGGAUUGAGCUACGACCUAUGGGUGGUUUUGAAGGUUUUCAUAUAUAUGCUUGUAAGGGGCGCCUGUUUGUAUUCACAAUUACCUCAAUAAAUCAUGGUAAUUAAGUAA